CAAAAACCCUUCUUAAAUUUCCUCUCCCUAUACUUGCCUUCGGUGACAAGAGCUGUAUAAUUAUAUUCAUGUAUCCUAUGCUCUUUCCUUCUAACUUCCUCAUUGAGAAUGCUAUCUUUCAACAAUUUGAGAGACAUCCCUCCAUCCCUAGUGGAGUUAUUCAAUAAACCACCAUGCACCCAUCGGACUUCCGAGUUAGGUUGUGGAACCUCUUUGGCUAAUGUUUCACAUCUCUCUUUUGGUAUCCGCACCUUGGCCAGAGGUGUCAACACUUUGUUCAAGACAAAUUUCAACUUCAAGAAAUCAAGACAUAUCUUAGCAAAAUGAGUGUUGGAUGGGAAGCAGUUUGGUUUGCACUGUUUUGGAAUAUUUGGAUUACCAUUUACCAGGAAUAAGAAGUUAUUCAAUAAUAGGGUGCUAGACAUUAUUAGAAUAUUUUAUUUGGUACUGAUUAGAUCCUUUCAUUGGUUGUCAUACAAAGGAAAGGCAUCUAGGAUGUUCUUUUCAGAU
Rubroshorea leprosula is the source of this 510-nucleotide messenger RNA. Lineage: Eukaryota; Viridiplantae; Streptophyta; Magnoliopsida; Malvales; Dipterocarpaceae. The record is from the annotation of a GenBank genome assembly.